Messenger RNA from Gorilla gorilla gorilla (western lowland gorilla), 5003 nucleotides. RefSeq names its product forkhead box O1 (gene FOXO1). The record is from RefSeq and is a predicted model, not a curated record. NCBI's taxonomy places the organism in Eukaryota, Metazoa, Chordata, Mammalia, Primates, Hominidae. Gene Ontology annotation, molecular function: DNA-binding transcription factor activity, RNA polymerase II-specific; RNA polymerase II cis-regulatory region sequence-specific DNA binding. Gene Ontology annotation, cellular component: nucleus. Gene Ontology annotation, biological process: regulation of transcription by RNA polymerase II; insulin receptor signaling pathway. The transcript is spliced from 3 exons. The coding region runs from base 19 to 1863 and encodes 614 amino acids.
GGAGGGGCGGGGGUCACCAUGGCCGAGGCGCCUCAGGUGGUGGAGAUCGACCCGGACUUCGAGCCGCUGCCCCGGCCGCGCUCGUGCACCUGGCCGCUGCCCAGGCCGGAGUUUAGCCAGUCCAACUCGGCCACCUCCAGCCCGGCGCCGUCGGGCAGCGCGGCUGCCAACCCCGACGCCGCGGCGGGCCUGCCCUCGGCCUCGGCUGCAGCUGUCAGCGCCGACUUCAUGAGCAACCUGAGCUUGCUGGAGGAGAGCGAGGACUUCCCGCAGGCGCCCGGCUCCGUGGCGGCGGCGGUGGCGGCGGCGGCCGCCGCGGCCGCCACCGGGGGGCUGUGCGGGGACUUCCAGGGCCCGGAGGCGGGCUGCCUGCACCCAGCGCCACCUCAGCCCCCGCCGCCCGGGCCGCUGUCGCAGCACCCGCCAGUGCCCCCCGCCGCCGCUGGGCCGCUCGCGGGGCAGCCGCGCAAGAGCAGCUCGUCCCGACGCAACGCGUGGGGCAACCUGUCCUACGCCGACCUCAUCACCAAGGCCAUCGAGAGCUCGGCGGAGAAGCGGCUCACGCUGUCGCAGAUCUACGAGUGGAUGGUCAAGAGCGUGCCCUAUUUCAAGGAUAAGGGUGACAGCAACAGCUCGGCGGGCUGGAAGAAUUCAAUUCGUCAUAAUCUGUCCCUACACAGCAAGUUCAUUCGUGUGCAGAAUGAAGGAACUGGAAAAAGUUCUUGGUGGAUGCUCAAUCCAGAGGGUGGCAAGAGCGGGAAAUCUCCUAGGAGAAGAGCUGCAUCCAUGGACAACAACAGUAAAUUUGCUAAGAGCCGAAGCCGAGCUGCCAAGAAGAAAGCAUCUCUCCAGUCUGGCCAGGAGGGUGCUGGGGACAGCCCUGGAUCACAGUUUUCCAAAUGGCCUGCAAGCCCUGGCUCUCACAGCAAUGAUGACUUUGAUAACUGGAGUACAUUUCGCCCUCGAACUAGCUCAAAUGCUAGUACUAUUAGUGGGAGACUCUCACCCAUUAUGACCGAACAGGAUGAUCUUGGAGAAGGGGAUGUGCAUUCUAUGGUGUACCCGCCAUCUGCCGCAAAGAUGACCUCUACUUUACCCAGUCUGUCUGAGAUAAGCAAUCCCGAAAACAUGGAAAAUCUUUUGGAUAAUCUCAACCUUCUCUCAUCACCAACAUCAUUAACUGUUUCGACCCAGUCCUCACCUGGCACCAUGAUGCAGCAGACGCCGUGCUACUCGUUUGCGCCACCAAACACCAGUUUGAAUUCACCCAGCCCAAACUACCAAAAAUAUACAUAUGGCCAAUCCAGCAUGAGCCCUUUGCCCCAGAUGCCUAUACAAACACUUCAGGACAAUAAGUCGAGUUAUGGAGGUAUGAGUCAGUAUAACUGUGCGCCUGGACUCUUGAAGGAGUUGCUGACUUCUGACUCUCCUCCCCAUAAUGACAUUAUGACACCAGUUGAUCCUGGGGUAGCCCAACCCAACAGCCGGGUUCUGGGCCAGAACGUCAUGAUGGGCCCUAAUUCGGUCAUGUCAACCUAUGGCAGCCAGGCAUCUCAUAACAAAAUGAUGAAUCCCAGCUCCCAUACCCACCCUGGACAUGCUCAGCAGACAUCUGCAGUUAACGGGCGUCCCCUGCCCCACACGGUUACACUUAAAAGUACUUCAGAUUGUCUGACAGCAGGAACUGAGAGAAGCAGUCCAAAGAUGUCUUUCACCAACUCCCUUUUAGUUUUCUUGGUUAAAAAAAAAAAAAACAAAAAAAAAAACCCUCCUUUUUUCCUUUCGUCAGACUUGGCAGCAAAGACAUUUUUCCUGUACAGGAUGUUUGCCCAAUGUGUGCAGGUUAUGUGCUGCUGUAGAUAAGGACUGUGCCAUUGGAAAUUUCAUUACAAUGAAGUGCCAAACUCACUACACCAUAUAAUUGCAGAAAAGAUUUUCAGAUCCUGGUGUGCUUUCAAGUUUUGUAUAUAAGCAGUAGAUACAGAUUGUAUUUGUGUGUGUUUUUGGUUUUUCUAAAUAUCCAGUUGGUCCAAGGAAAGUUUAUACUCUUUUUGUAAUACUGUGAUGGGUCUCAUGUCUUGAUAAGUUAAACUUUUGUUUGUACUACCUGUUUUCUGCGGAACUGACGGAUCACAAAGAACUGAAUCUCCAUUCUGCAUCUCCAUUGAACAGCCUUGGACCUGUUCACGUUGCCACAGAAUUCACGUGAGAACCAAGUAACCUGUUAUCAAUCUGCUCAAUUAAUGGACUUGUUAAACUUUUGGAAAAAAAAGAUUAAAUGCCAGCUUUGUACAGGUCUUUUCUAUUUUUUUUUUGUUUAUUUUGUUAUUUGCAAAUUUGUACAAACAUUUAAAUGGUUCUAAUUUCCAGAUAAAUGAUUUUUGAUGUUAUUGUUGGGACUUAACAUUUUUGGAAUAGAUAUUGAACUGUAAUAAUGUUUUCUUAAAACUAGAGUCUACUUUGUUACAUAGUUGGCUUGUAAAUUUUGUGGAACCACAGGUAUUUGGGGCAGCAUUCAUAAUUUUCAUUUUGUAUUCUAACUGGAUUAGUACUAAUUUUAUACAUGCUUAACUGGUUUGUACACUUUGGGAUGCUACUUAGUGAUGUUUCUGACUAAUCUUAAAUCAUUGUAAUUAGUACUUGCAUAUUCAACGUUUCAGGCCCUGUUUGGGCAGGAAAGUGAUGUAUAGUUAUGGACACUUUGCGUUUCUUAUUUAGGAUAACUUAAUAUGUUUUUAUGUAUGUAUUUUAAAGAAAUUUCAUCUGCUUCUACUGAACUAUGCGUACUGCAUAGCAUCAAGUCUUCUCUAGAGACCUCUGUAGUCCUGGGAGGCCUCAUAAUGUUUGUAGAUCAGAAAAGGGAGAUCUGCAUCUAAAGCAAUGGUCCUUUGUCAAACGAGGGAUUUUGAUCCACUUCACCGUUUUGAGUUGAGCUUUAGCAAAAGUUUCCCCUCAUAAUUCUUUGCUCUUGUUUCAGUCCAGGUGGAGGUUGGUUUUGUAGUUCUGCCUUGAGGAAUUAUGUCAACACUCAUACUUCAUCCCAUUCUCCCUUCUGCCCUGCAGAUUAGAUUACUUAGCACACUGUGGAAGUUUAAGUGGAAGGAGGGAAUUUAAAAAUGGGACUUGAGUGGUUUGUAGAAUUUGUGUUCAUAAGUUCAGAUGGGUAGCAAAUGGAAUAGAACUUACUUAAAAAUUGGGGAGAUUUAUUUGAAAACCAGCUGUAAGUUGUGCAUUGAGAUUAUGUUAAAAGCCUUGGCUUAAGAAUUUGAAAAUUUCUUUAGCCUGUAGCAACCUAAACUGUAAUUCCUAUCAUUAUGUUUUAUUACUUUCCAAUUACCUGUAACUGACAGACCAAAUUAACUGGCUUUGUGUCCUAUUUAGUCCAUCAGUAUUUUCAAGUCAUGUGGAAAGCCCAAAGUCAUCACAAUGAAGAGAACAGGUGCACAGCACUGUUCCUCUUGUGUUCUUGAGAAGGAUCUAAUUUUUCUGUAUAUAGCCCACAUCACACUUGCUUUGUCUUGUAUGUUAAUUGCAUCUUUAUUGGCUUGGUAUUUCCUAAAUGUUUAACAAGAACACAAGUGUUCCUGAUAAGAUUUCCUACAGUAAGCCAGCUCUAUUGUAAGCUUCCCACUGUGAUGAUCAUUUUUUUGAAGAUUCAUUGAACAGCCACCACUCUAUCAUCCUCAUUUUGGGGCACUCCAAGACAUAGCUGGUUUUAGAAACCCAAGUUCCUUUAAGCACAGCCUCCCGGGUAUGUAACUGAACUUGGUGCCAAAGUACUUGUGUACUCAUUUCUAUUACUACGUACUGUCACUUUCCUCCCAUGCCAUUACUGCAUCAUAAUACAAGGAACCUCAGAGCCCCCAUUUGUUCAUUAAAGAGGCAACUACAGCCAAAAUCACUGUUAAAAUCUUACUACUUCAUAGAGUAGCUCUUAGGAAAAUGUAUCUUCCUCCUGAGUCUGGGUAAUUAUACCUCCCCCAAGCCCCCAUUGUGUGUUGAAAUCGUGUCAUGAAUCCUUGGUAGCUCUCUGAGAACAGUGAAGUCCAGGGAAAGGCAUCUGGUCUGUCUGGAAAGCAAACAUUAUGUGGCCUCUGGUAGUUUUUUUCCUGUAAGAAUACUGACUUUCUGGAGUAAUGAGUAUAUAUCAGUUAUUGUACAUGAUUGCUUUGUGAAAUGUGCAAAUGAUAUCACCUAUGCAGCCUUGUUUGAUUUAUUUUCUCUGGUUUGUACUGUUAUUAAAAGCAUAUUGUAUUAUAGAGCUAUUCAGAUAUUUUAAAUAUAAAGAUGUAUCGUUUCCGUAAUAUAGACGUAUGGAAUAUAUUUAGGUAAUAGAUGUAUUACUUGGAAAGUUCUGCUUUGACAAACUGACAAAGUCUAAAUGAGCACAUGUAUCCCAGUGAGCAGUAAAUCAAUGGAACAUCCCAAGAAGAGGAUAAGGACGCUUAAAAUGGAAAUCAUUCUCCAACGAUAUACAAAUUGGACUUGUUCAACUGCUGGAUAUAUGCUACCAAUAACCCCAGCCCCAACUUAAAAUUCUUACAUUCAAGCUCCUAAGAGUUCUUAAUUUAUAACUAAUUUUAAAAGAGAAGUUUCUUUUCUGGUUUUAGUUUGGGAAUAAUCAUUCAUUAAAAAAAAUGUAUUGUGGUUUAUGCGAACAGACCAGCCUGGCAUUACAGUUGGCCUCUCCUUGAGGUGGGCACAGCCUGGCAGUGUGGCCAGGGGUGGCCAUGUAAGUCCCAUCAGGAUGUAGUCAUGCCUCCUGCAUUUCGCUACCCGAGUUUAGUAACAGUGCAGAUUCCACGUUCUUGUUCCGAUACUCUGAGAAGUGCCUGAUGAUGUUGAUGUACUUACAGACACAAGAACAAUCUUUGCUAUAAUUGUAUAAAGCCAUAAAUGUACAUAAAUUAUGUUUAAAUGGCUUGGUGUCUUUCUUUUCUAAUUAUGCAGAAUAAGCUCUUUAUUAGGAAUUUUUUUGUGCAGCUAUUAAAUACUUGAGUUAA